Molecule: messenger RNA, 543 nt
Organism: Scheffersomyces stipitis CBS 6054
Lineage: Eukaryota; Fungi; Ascomycota; Pichiomycetes; Serinales; Debaryomycetaceae
Gene: ARF1
Product: Arf1p
Exons: 1
Coding region: 1-543 (180 amino acids)
Biological process (GO): intracellular protein transport; vesicle-mediated transport
Cellular component (GO): cytoplasm; plasma membrane
Molecular function (GO): GTPase activity; GTP binding
Source: RefSeq, a predicted model, not a curated record
AUGGGUUUAUCGUUUUCAAAGUUAUUUUCGGGCCUUUUUGGCCGCAAGGAGAUGAGAAUUUUGAUGGUUGGUUUAGAUGCUGCUGGUAAGACCACCAUUUUGUACAAAUUGAAGCUUGGAGAAAUUGUCACCACCAUUCCAACCAUUGGAUUCAAUGUCGAGACAGUCGAGUAUAAAAACAUCAGUUUCACGGUGUGGGAUGUCGGCGGACAAGACAAGAUUAGGCCAUUAUGGAGAUAUUAUUUCCAGAACACGCAAGGGAUCAUCUUUGUCGUUGAUUCGAACGAUAGAGACAGAAUCGGCGAGGCCAGAGAAGAAUUGCAGCAAAUGUUGAACGAAGACGAAUUGAGAGAUGCAUUAUUGUUGGUAUUUGCCAACAAACAAGAUUUACCAAAUGCUAUGAAUGCAGCUGAAAUCACGGAGAAAUUAGGAUUGCAUUCCAUUCGUCAGAGACCUUGGUACAUCCAAGCCACUUGUGCUACUACUGGUGAUGGGUUAUACGAGGGUUUGGAAUGGUUGUCCACUAACUUGAAGAACGCUUAA